AUGUCGCGUUGGGACGUUUUCGAGAGACGCUAUCGAGAUUUCGACUUUCGCCCGAGCGAUGAGGUGCAGGACGUUGUUCGCGUUCUCGUCGACGGAGGGACGACGGCGGACGACCACGAGCCGUGGGAACGCCGACGACGUGUGUCGCCGGUGCGGUUUCUGUGCGACCGGGAGCUGGGUGCGCGCGGAACCGGCGAACGCGCGGCGAGACAGGGAGUCGCGGUCCAACGAGAUUACCGUACACGCACUCUCACUACAUUGAGUCAGUUGUCAGAGGAAGAGAGUGUCGACACAGUGGAAUUACGAUCGAGAUUUGCGAUUCUCAAGGACAAAACGUGUGAACUAGAGGAACUUGAUCAACAGAUACUUCACGCGAUGCAGGAUGCUGCAGACACAUCGGAGAAUGACAUAAUUAAAGAAAUAGAGCAUGCGGACGAAUAUCAUAUCAAAUAUCAAAGAAUGAAGAAGUUGCAAAAGUUUAGUGGCGACUUAAAGGAAUGGCUGCAGUUCUGGAGUCUGUUCAAGAACAUACAUAAAGACGGAUCUAUUACAAAGAAAGAUAAGUUUCAAUACCUCGUACAAGCCAUGGUAAAGGAUUCGAGAGCUAGUGAACUUGUCAAUAGUUUCCCUCCAACAGCUGAAAAUUAUGAUAAGGCGAUUGACAGUCUCAAAGCCAGAUUUGGUAAGAAUGAAUUGCUAAUAGAACUGUAUAUUUGUGAGCUUCUCAAGGUAGUACUUAAUAACACAGCAAAAGCGGAAAGUAAGAUGCCCAUAGGUAGCCUUUACGACAAACUCGAGACACAUCUAAGAGCGCUCAAAUCGUUAAAUGUAACUACCGAGAUGUGCGCUGCUAUGUUAUAUCCAUUAGUUGAGUCAGCGUUGCCUGAAGAUUUGUUAAGAGCAUGGCAGAAGCAUUCUACGACAUUAGUCUCCAAAGAAAAUAAAGAAAAGAAAAGAAAACAAAAAUUAGAAGGAAGCGAAAUACCUUCAACAGCAGGCCUGAUCAAUGCCAAACCUCUACGAGUAAUCGAAUGUAUUUUCUGUAAUGAAAAACAUGACAGCAGCCAAUGCGAUAAAGCGAAAAUAAUGUCACUGGAAGAGAGACAGCAAGUAAUAAAGACAAAAAGCGCUUGUUUUAACUGCUUAAAAGUAGGUCACAGUUUUAAGAAAUGCCAUUACAAGGAAAAAUGUCCCUGGUGCGGGAGACAACAUGUGUUGUUGAUGUGUCGCAACAUAACCACAAAUCCUAAGGCAAAGGAAUCGAACGACUCAGAGGUUAAGAAAGAGAAUAAAAUAGAAGGACGAAAUUUAGCGAGUCUUUCUAAGAAUCCUGAGGUGUUCUUACAAACAUUGCGAGUCUGUCUGGUGAACAAUGGAGUGGAAUUACAGGUACAUGCUGUUAUAGACACUGGCUCUCAUCAUUCUUAUAUUAAAGAUCGUGUAGCAAAGAAACUUCGAUAUGAACCAGUCGGAAAGCGUACGAUGGUCCACUUAUUAUUUGGAGGAGAGCAGACUCGGCCACAAGAGCACCAAUGUUACAACGUACACUUACGUAGUUUGGAUGGAUCGUACAAUUGUAAAUUCUUAGUCUAUCAACAAGAUACUAUCUGCCAGAGCAUCUCAACAGUGUCUAGAGGGCCUUGGAUAAAUGAAUUAAAAGAGAAAUCUGCAACAUUAUCAGAUUUUGGACAUGAAAAGCUUCCCAUUUCUGUUUUGAUAGGUGCCGAUAUUGUGGGCAAACUAUAUACUGGCAGAAUUCUUAAUCUCAAAUGCGGAGUCACUGCUGUAAAAACACGUUUAGGAUGGACAUUAUUGGGUCAAACUCCACAAUUUAAGAAGCAAAAUCCAGGCACGGCAUUAACUGUUUUAUCACUAUACACGCAAGAAGCAGAUUUGAUUGAAUUGUGGAAUCUUGAUAUCAUUGGCAUAGAAGAUCUUAUUCUGAAAUUGACGAUGGAAGAACACUUACAGGAAGUUCUAAAUAGAUUCCGGGACACGAUUAGCACUGAUAAAACCGGAAGAUAUGAAGUGUCUUUACCUUGGAAAAAAGAUCAUCCACUUCUCUGCGACAAUCGAGAAAUUGCCGAAAGGAGGUUAGGAAAUACUUUGGCAAAACUUAAUAAAGAUGGUCUACGCUAUGCGUAUGAAAAGGUGUUCGACGAAUGGCUUCAAGAAGGCAUAAUUGAGCAGGUCCUUACAGAAGAGACGAAUUUUGGAUACUAUCGACCGCCUACAGGAAAGGAUAAACCUUCGCUAAAUCAGUGUCUGGAAGCAGGUCCCAAUUUCAUUGAGCUAAUAACUACAUUAAUUUUUUGUUUUCGUGAGAAUCAGUUUGGAGCGAUCGCGGACAUAAGGAAGGCCUUUCUACAGAUUAGUAUAGCUACAGAAGAACGUAAUUACUUGAGAUUUCUUUGGCAAAGAACUUCAGAUAAUAGACUGGAGACUUAUCGUCACUGUCGGGUGGUCUUUGGAGUUACUAGUAGCCCUUUUCUAUUGGGAGCUACUAUCGACUAUCAUUUGGAGCAAGCAAUGGAGAAGGCUCUAAACGAAAAUGAAAGAUCGAUAAUUGAGAAGCUGAGAAAGUCGUUUUACGUGAACAAUUGCGUUGCCAGCGUCGAAACAGAAGAAGAAAUGAAUAAAUUCAGAGCAGUCGCAACUUCUGUUAUGAACAACGGAGGCUUUGAUCUACGUGGAUGGGAAUUUUCGGAAAAAUGUGAUCUUCUCGCAGAAACUUCAGUGCUCAGAUUAACAUGGAACAAACAAGAAGAUGUUCUAAUGCUCUCGCGAGUAACUUCAUGGAAAAUUCCUGAGAAAAUUACGCAAAGAGAAAUAUUAUCUUUCGCACAAAGGAUUUAUGAUCCGUUAGGUUUCGUUUGCCCCGUUACACUUCAUCCCAAGUUGCUUUUGAGAAAGUUGCAGGAAAAUCUUGGUUGGGACGGAAGUACUAACAGAUCCGCGAUAUCAUUGCAUCUCUUCGUAGAUGCAAGUCAAGACGCAUACGCUGCAGUGAUAUUUUGUAGAGUGGAGACCAAAGACAAAGAAGACGUAAAUUUUGUACAAGCCAAGGCUCGGGUAGCACCAAAGAAGCAAAUUACAAUACCAAGGCUGGAAUUAUUGGCAGCUAUGAUUGGAACGAGGCUUAUGAGAUCUACACUAGCAGCACUAAACAGUCAACAGAUUGAAACAGAUUGA
Messenger RNA from Wasmannia auropunctata (little fire ant), 3192 nucleotides. RefSeq lists its product as uncharacterized. The record is from RefSeq and is a predicted model, not a curated record. The transcript is spliced from 6 exons. Lineage: Eukaryota; Metazoa; Arthropoda; Insecta; Hymenoptera; Formicidae. Bases 1 to 3192 code for a protein of 1063 amino acids.